Molecule: messenger RNA, 4095 nt
Organism: Cuculus canorus (common cuckoo)
Lineage: Eukaryota; Metazoa; Chordata; Aves; Cuculiformes; Cuculidae
Gene: PRKAR2A
Product: protein kinase cAMP-dependent type II regulatory subunit alpha
Exons: 11
Coding region: 186-1409 (407 amino acids)
Biological process (GO): regulation of protein phosphorylation
Cellular component (GO): cAMP-dependent protein kinase complex
Molecular function (GO): cAMP-dependent protein kinase regulator activity
Source: RefSeq, a predicted model, not a curated record
GUUUCGAAGCCGCUCCCCCCGCCCCGCCGUGACGCACUUGUCGUGCGGCGCCUGCGCCACCGGAGCCGCUCCCGUUCCUCCCCCCCCGCCUCCCGGCGCGGCUCGUGUGACCGGAGCGGCGGGAGGCAGCGCCUGCGGAGGGAGGCCCUGAGCCCCGCCACGGCCGGAGGGCUGGGGGGGAGGCGAUGGCGUCCUCGGUGCCCGGAGCCAUGAGCAUCGAGAUCCCGCCGGGGCUGACCGAGCUGCUGCAGGGCUACACGGUGGAGGUGCUGCGGCACCGGCCGCCAGACCUACUGGGCUUCGCCGCUGAAUAUUUCGCCCGCCUGCGGGAUGCCCGCGACCGGGAGGCGGCCGGCGGCCGCAGGGUGGUCAGCUUCGACGGGGAGCCCAUGCAGACCGAGUCCAACGGCGAGGAGGAGCCCGACCGCGGCGACGAGGACUCGGACUCCGACUUCGAGCCUCCAGUUGUUAACCGAUACAACAGAAGAGUAUCAGUUUGUGCUGAAGCUUUCAAUCCAGACGAAGAGGAAGAAGAUACAGAACAAAGGAUAGUUCAUCCGAAAACUGACGAACAGCGGUGCAGACUGCAGGAAGCAUGUAAAGAUAUCCUGCUCUUCAAAAACCUAGAUCAGGAGCAGCUAUCUCAGGUCCUUGAUGCCAUGUUUGAGAGGAAGGUGAAACCUCAGGAACAUGUGAUUGACCAGGGUGAUGAUGGAGACAAUUUCUAUGUUGUUGAGAGGGGAUUGUAUGAUAUUAUUGUGGCAAAAGACAACCAGUCACGCUGUGUGGGCCGCUAUGAUAAUCACGGCAGUUUUGGGGAACUGGCAUUGAUGUACAACACUCCUAGAGCUGCCACUAUUGUUGCCACAACAGAAGGAGCGCUUUGGGGACUGGAUCGAGUGACAUUCAGGAGAAUUAUACUGAAAAACAAUGCAAAGAAGAGGAAGACAUACGAAUUAUUUAUUGAGUCUGUGCCCCUUCUUAAAUCCUUGGAGGCAUCAGAGCGAAUGAAGAUAGUGGAUGUUAUAGGGGAGAAAGUCUAUCAAGAUGGAGAACGUAUCAUUUCUCAGGGUGAUAAAGCAGAUUGUUUUUACAUUGUAGAAUCUGGUGAAGUAAAAAUCUUGAUUAAAAGCAAGACUAUGACGAGUAAAGAAGCUAACCAAGAAGUGGAAAUUGCCCGGUGUCACAGAGGGCAGUAUUUUGGAGAACUUGCACUUGUUACCAACAAACCCAGAGCAGCCUCUGCCUAUGCUGUUGGGGAAGUCAAGUGUUUAGUCAUGGACGUGCAAGCAUUUGAGAGGUUGCUUGGACCUUGCAUGGACAUUAUGAAGAGGAAUAUAACACAUUAUGAGGAGCAGCUGGUGGCAAUGUUUGGCUCUAGCAUGGACCUGUUGGAUCCAGGGAAUUAGGCACAGGGUACCUCAAUGCCUUCUUAGUUCAAGACACAGAAAAGCCUCCUAUCAGCAACACAACUCACAAGGAAAACAGACACUAUGGAACAGUUACUGCUGCUGUCUUCUUGGGCAUUUUAGAAACCAUAAACAAGUCUCAGCACAGAUGGACUGCUCACUCCCUGCCUCCACUUUGCUGCUGAUACUUCAUUAUUAGACCUAGACUAAAGAUGAUUUUAACCCUAUGUUCACUUACUUGGUUCAGAAUGGCAUCUGUCCAACAGUUCAAGUGCCUGAUAUGAAACCCAAAGUGUGCAAGAUACAGAAGCCUCUUUCCUUCUGGUGUUACUGUUGGGAUAAAUUUUCAGAUCAGAUUCUGUAGUGUGAGGUUGCCUGUUCUACAGAGGCAACCUGUGGAAUACGAGCCUUUUACAGGCUUAUGACCUUCAUCUGAUGCUUUCUUUACACAAUGUUAAAUUUGCUUUUAAUUGUAGCAUCCGGAUUUGGAGUUAAAAUGUCAACAGAGCCAAUUAAUAAGAUGGCACUGAAGUUUUCUUCUACCUGCUGAAAGCAGCAGGUACUAUAGCUCUUUAAACCAAGUAAAAUGAGCUGGGGACAAGGGAGGGUCUGCUUAGCAACAAAAUGCAGAAAAUGAAGCAUUAGUAUAUUUUAAGUGUUUUCUGAGCAGCAAAGAAAAUAGUUUUAUUCUAUGCUGCCCAAAAAAGUGCAGUGGUUCAAAUCAAAUGAAGGUAUCGUGAUUGUCAUCUCCCCAAAUUUGCUCCUUGUUCCUGACACCAAGUACAUUUUAUUGUGGUGAGAUCACAAUAUAUGACCUUCUCUUGCUUACAGAGACCCUUUGUACUGCUAGAUUUCCCAGGGCGCUGUUGUUGACUGGGUCAAUUUUAAAGCUUUUUAAGGAGGUGAAUGUUUUGUAAUUUAAAUGAAGACUACUUCUGUACUUGUUUACAGAAGCUUCCCCCAGUCCUAAUGUUUCACAGUAUUCUAACUUCAUUAGACACUUGGAUGCUUCCAAAUACCCUGUCGAUUUGCUAAACUUUUCACAAGUUGGCAGCAUUAGACUUUGUAAAGCAAAUGUCUUUCCUAACUACACAGUUGGUGUGUUUGAGGAGUCUUUUUGGUUUAGGUGAUAACUAAGCUAAUGAUGUUUAUCUAAAAUACCUGUUAAAUUUGCAUCAUUUAUUGGGUAGAUUCUCUUUCUAUAGCUUUAAUGGCCUAAAUCGGCAUACUGCUGAGAUUUUAUCAGAGUAUUCUCUAAACAAGAAUCAGACCAUAAGAAGGACAUUUUAAUGGUGUACAAACAGAAUAUUUAUAUUAAGACAUUGAAUUUGUAGGUAAUAAAUUUAGUGACCCUUUGAAUUUGCAUUUUUCCGCAGCUCAUACAAAACUUAACUGGUGUUUUAUGGGGUUAUAAAAUUUUAAUUGUGGAUGCUAAUGUAACAGAACCUGCUGUUUUUUUCAUGGCCACGUGAGCAAGAAUAGAAGGAUGAUAAUGUUGAAUUCCUGCUUCUAGUUACCACAGUGGACAUUUCGCUAAGGCUUGAGAUGCUUAGCUGCAACUCUUAAGGUGAUUUCUGGAUUUUUCCUUAAAUGGACAAGCUCCUCCCAGUUCCUGCAAUAUGAGUAAGAUGGAAACUUGAUAAGUUUGAAGGACUGUUGUCCAGUUGCUGUAAUUGGAGUCAUAUUUUUAUAUAAUGCAAAUGAUUUGUAAUGGACACCACUGAACUAGGUGUUUCCAUAUUAUUAAAGUCCUGGUUGUGAUGUCUAGUGGCUGUUCUAACUGCAUGUAUUUUAGAACAGUGAAUUUCCCUUGCUUUGCUGGGCUGUUUUUUUUUGUUGUUCUUGUAAAUUACAGCCAAAGAAGCAGCAGGUAUUUCAUUCAUGCUUCCAAGGUUUAACACCAAAGACAAAAACGUUCUUUUGCUUACUGAAUUGACAAACAAAAACACACAAAGAAACUCCAACAAGCAAAACCACAACAGAAAAUUAAAAAAAAAAACCCACUCACCAGGUCUUUACAUUUGAUAACGGUUAAAACUUUUAAGAUAUAUUGGGCUCUAAGACAAGAGUCCUUUUGAAGCCAGCUUAUGGCCAUCCUAUGAACCAGACAUAAACUGGUCUCCAAAACAGUCUGAGAUUCUGUGCUGCCUAAACUGUCGUAUGAACUGAAGAGAAACUUGCUGUGAAUAAUCCUUAGCAGGCCUUUGUUAUUCCCAGGCAGAAUAUCCUCCCCUUUGUCCAGAGGAGCCUGGCAGGUUGGGCUACCUUACAGAUGUCUUCUGGUUCCUACGGCCUUUGGUUCUCUGCUGGACAGGACUGUGUACCUCAGCGUAUGCAGGGGUUGGCAAUUGUUCAGAAGCUUCAUCAAAAAACAGACAAGGCUGAUGUUAGAUUCUUAAGGUAGCUCUGCCUGGAAGGGAGGAUUUGGUGGUGUCUAGAAGUCAAAAGAAAGGAUGAGAAUGUAAAGUGAAAAGGUUUGGAUCCCAUGCAAGCAAGAAGUUUUGAAUUUUUCUCUUUCUCUAGACCCUAAAGCAAAGCCAUACUGAGCAAUACCAUCCAGUAUCCGUGUGACAUCAUUCUGUAGUGUAAAGAGGCAAGCUAAAAGAGAAUGAGCCUGUAAAAAGGCUUGUCCAUUUAAGAGUUGUAAUUUGUGGUGUGCCUGAUUAGAGUGGUCUCGUUGAAACAA